Aspergillus ruber CBS 135680 is the source of this 1796-nucleotide messenger RNA. Its product is annotated as alpha/beta-hydrolase. Bases 1 to 1764 code for a protein of 587 amino acids. Lineage: Eukaryota; Fungi; Ascomycota; Eurotiomycetes; Eurotiales; Aspergillaceae. The transcript is spliced from 4 exons. Gene Ontology annotation, molecular function: hydrolase activity. The record is from RefSeq and is a predicted model, not a curated record.
AUGGCUUUGCUGUUUGCCCUACGUGUGCUGGUGGCUUUCGCUAUUCCGCUCGUGAAUGGCCUUUUAGGGCCCGCCCCAGAAACCGUACUUGACUACGGCACCUUCAAAGGCUCAACAAGUAUUCAAGGUGUUGAUAGCUUUCUCGGGAUUCCAUUUGGCAAGGCAGGCCGCCUUGAGAAUCCGACUCUCAUCGGUGCUACCGAAAAAUUAAAUGGGGUCCAGGACGCUACCAAGUAUGGAAUUUCGUGCCCUCAACAGCAGUUGAUAGCGUCACCCUUGAGCGGCGACAAUUCUGAACUUGGAGGACUACUCGGAGCUGUCCAGCAACUCGCAUUCACUGCUGUGCCAAUUGAGAACCAGGGAGAGGAAUGCCUAACUAUCAACGUGCAACUGCCUUCGGGUAUCAAUUCUACUGAAGGUCUGCCGGUGUUGUUUUGGAUUCAUGGAGGCGGCUUCGAGUUUGGAUCUAGUGCAGCCCUAGGUGCUGAGACAACGGCUGUCCAAGGAUUGAUCUAUCAGGGAGCUAACAUUGUUAAACGAUCCAUGGACAUGGGACAACCUAUCAUCUUUGUCUCGGCCAAUCAUCGCCUCAAUGCAUUUGGUACCCUCGCAUCUCAAGAGAUCACUGAUGCCGGCAUUUCCAAUCUUCUUCUCAAGGACCAACGUGUCGCCAUGCAAUGGGUCCAGAAAUACAUUCGCCAGUUUGGUGGCGAUCCGUCCAGGGUUACUCUCUUCGGCGAAAGUGCUGGCUCCCUCGCGAUCGCUACGCACAUGGUCCUGAACGAUGGCGAUACCGAAGGCCUUUUCAGUUCCGCAAUCAUGGCCUCCGGUAGUAUUAUGAAACUCAAGGACUAUCGCCACGCCCAAAAAGUCUUCGACUUUAUGGCCAAUAACUCUGGAUGUGGCUCUGCCUCCGACAAGGUCGAUUGUCUGCGCAAGGCUAGCUACAACCAUAUUUACAAUGCUGUGCAACGACUUCCAACUUUCCUAUCAUACGAAAGCACCUCAGUGCCGUGGUAUCCGCGCCCUGAUGGCAAAUAUCUCACUGACUCGCCUCAUAAGCUUCUACGUCAAGGCAAAGUCGCUAAAAUUCCCUAUAUUAUUAGCGACAUGAAGGAUGAAGGAACCCUUUUCAGCCUUGUGCCUGCCUUGAAUAUCACUACUGACGAAGACUUCCAAAGGUUCUUUCAUGACGUAUUUUUCCAAAAUCUAACACCUCAGCAAGUCAAGGCGUUUACAGACCAGUAUUCUGCAGACCCAGCAGAGGGCUCACCUUUCGAUACUGGUUCCGCAAACCAGCUGGGGCCGCAGUACAAGCGACUAUCUGCAGCGAUUGGUGAUUACACUUUCCAAGCCGGUCGUCGUGAUCUUCUCCAGCAUACCUACUCCCAGCAGAAGGUUUACACCUGUCUCAUCGAACAGAGCCUACCUGUGCUGGGCCAAAUCGGCGCACUGUCCGGACUGACGAAUCUACCUCUUCUGGGUUCUUUUCAUGUCAGUGAUGUUCUUCUGAACAGCUUCGGACUUCUUCCCCCACAGCUUUCGACAAACUCACUGAAUCUCAUGUCGACUUAUAUUGCAUUUGUCAAUAGCGAGGACCCGAACAACCACGGCUUGAAAGACCUACCUCAGUGGCCAACCUGGAAUCCCGAAGAGAAGGCGAUGUUUGAGCAUCGAGAGUCCGGACCGCGGAUUAUCAAGGACGAUUUCAGGGAGAAGCAGAUGGACUUUAUUAAUAAUAAUGCCGAUACAUACACAUGCUAAGGGUAGCUAAUGGAAAUCGUUGAGUAACUGAG